Suillus bovinus is the source of this 726-nucleotide messenger RNA. RefSeq lists its product as uncharacterized. The record is from RefSeq and is a predicted model, not a curated record. The transcript has a single exon. Lineage: Eukaryota; Fungi; Basidiomycota; Agaricomycetes; Boletales; Suillaceae. Bases 1 to 726 code for a protein of 241 amino acids.
AUGCCUAUCAUCGCAGAAGACCCCAACUUAGCCGUUCCACCAGACUUCGAGUCGGAAGAAUACACUCUAGCUCGUGCUCAGCUCAUUAACGAAACGACGAAUGACCAGCAGGCCGCCAAAAUAUUGGAAAACCUGUGGCAUAUCCAAAACAAUGCAGACAGACGUUGGUGGUCAGCCAGGAUUUGUGAGGAAGCUGAAGGAGCCGAAGAAGAGCGCAGACAUAUCGCAGAAGAGGAAGCACAGUGGCAACAAACACUCCUUACCAAGCAAGAAGCUGCUGUUUUAGAAGAAUGGAAAAAGAACAAAUCCAAGUACGCACCAAUCCGCAACGCUGAAGUUCCGUCCAACCUGAUCAUCCUUCCAUGUCAAUAUGCCAUCCGGAAAAUGAAAUCAGGCAACUACUGCGAACUCUUCUACUUCACGAACAGCAGCUUAGAAGAAGCUUCUCGGAACACCUUUACAGCUGAUGAAGACGCCCUAAUAAUGCUACCUACUGCUGAUGGAAUGCACAAGUGGAUUCCGGCCGGUGCCGCUCGAGAUCCCAAAGCGCAGAUAGUAAAGGAUGAGAACCUUACUUGGGAGCAAUUUAACGAAGCAGCGCCUCGAAUGAUUGUACUAAUGAAAGAAAAUGACUGGCCAGAUGAUAGGGUAGCCAUGCACGUCUCAUUUUGGUCCGCGUUACAAAACCAUCGCUGGAGACAUGAUUUCGACACUCAUAAACAGUGA